Messenger RNA from Eriocheir sinensis (Chinese mitten crab), 945 nucleotides. RefSeq names its product cuticle protein 7-like. The record is from RefSeq and is a predicted model, not a curated record. Bases 65 to 556 code for a protein of 163 amino acids. Gene Ontology annotation, cellular component: extracellular matrix. NCBI's taxonomy places the organism in Eukaryota, Metazoa, Arthropoda, Malacostraca, Decapoda, Varunidae. The transcript has 3 exons.
GAGGAAAGUAAAGUGAGCGGCGGAGACAAGACAAGUUCAGUAUAUAAGCGGCUGCGGGCCCUUGAUGCUUCACUCCAACGAGCCGCUUCACCCCGACAUGUCUCUGAAGAUCGUUGCCCUGGCCUGCGUGGCUGUCUGCGUCCUGGGUGACCGCCGCCCUUCCUAUCACACCCCCGACCCCUACGCCCCUCCCCCUCCCCGCUAUGCCCCCCCGGCCUCUUACGGCAAGGAGCCCGAGCACCCAACAUCUCCUCCCAAGUACACGUACAACUACGGCGUGGCUGACGACUACUCCGGCGCUAACUUCGGCCACUCUGAGAGCCGCGACGGGUACAAGACCGAGGGCAGCUACACCGUGAACCUCCCCGACGGCCGCAAGCAGACCGUCACCUACGUGGACAACGGCGACGGGCUGGAGGCUGUGGUCACCUACGAGGGAGAGGCGCAGUACCCCGAGUACAAGCCUGAACCCAAGUACAAGCCGGAGCCCAAGUACAAGCCCGCCCCGGUGUAUAAGCCCGCCCCUGCCUACGGUGCCCCGCCCUCUUACCAGUAAACCCCGCAGCGGGUACCCACAGCCUCGCGUCAUCAGCCUCGCCAUGCCAGUCACAAGCCAGCCCCAAGAGUAUUUGAGCCAGGUACAAGCCACUUUGAACCCAGUCAUGAGAAGUCAGUUAAUAUUCACUUAGAGGCUCGUUACAGGUCAGUUACAAGGCAGAAUCAGGCUAGCUACGAAUCAGUAAGAAGCCAGUAUCAUGCUAUUCACAAGUCAUAAUUUAACCAGUAACAAGUCAGUGUUCACCAGUAACAAGCCUCAUAUAAACCACUCAGGCCCGGCGUACUCUCCAGGGACAUGCUGAUAAUAUAAGAUAACUUUACUUUUUUGCUUUGUAUUUAUUGUGCCAAAGCCACGGAUAAAUAAACAUGAAAGCGAACAUAAAAUAA